CGCGCCGCGGCGCGCUCGGGCCUUCGAGCCGACAUGGGCGCCGCCGCGUGGGCAUGGCCGCCCUUGCCGCUGUGUGCGUCUCUUCUGCUGCUGCUUCUGCCGCUCCCGGGGCUGCCCGCGGGCUCCUGGGAUCCGGCCGGUUACCUGCUCUACUGCCCAUGCAUGGGGCGCUUCGGGAACCAGGCUGAUCACUUCUUGGGCUCCCUGGCAUUUGCAAAGCUGUUGAACCGCACCUUGGCUGUACCCCCUUGGAUUGAGUACCAGCAUCACAAGCCUCCCUUUACCAAUAUCCAUGUGUCCUACCAGAAGUACUUCAAGCUGGAGCCACUCCAAGCCUACCAUCGGGUCAUCAGCCUAGAGGACUUCAUGGAGAAGCUGGCACCCACCCAUUGGCCCCCUGAGAAGCGGGUGGCGUACUGCUUUGAAGUGGCAGCCCAGAGAAGCCCUGACAAGAAGACAUGCCCGAUGAAGGAAGGAAACCCUUUUGGCCCAUUUUGGGAUCAGUUUCAUGUGAGUUUCAACAAGUCAGAGCUCUUUGCAGGCAUUUCCUUCAGCGCUUCCUACAAAGACCAGUGGAUCCAGAGAUUUUCUCCAAAGGAGCAUCCUGUGCUGGCCCUGCCAGGGGCCCCAGCCCAGUUCCCCGUCCUGGAGGAGCAUAGGCCACUGCAGAAGUACAUGGUAUGGUCAGACGAGAUGGUGAGGACAGGAGAGGCCCAGAUCCAUGCCCACCUCAGCCGGCCCUACGUUGGUGUUCACCUGCGCAUUGGCUCUGACUGGAAGAACGCCUGUGCCAUGCUCAAGGACGGGACUGCGGGCUCCCACUUCAUGGCCUCUCCGCAGUGUGUGGGCUACAGCCGCGGCACAGCUGCCCCUCUCACCAUGACUAUGUGCCUCCCGGACCUGAAGGAAAUCAAGCGGGCCAUAAAGCUCUGGGUGAGGGCGCUCAGCGCCCAGUCUGUCUACAUCGCCACGGAUUCUGAGAGUUAUGUGCCUGAGAUCCAACAGCUCCUCAAAGGGAAGGUGAAGGUGGUGAGCCUGAAGCCUGAGGUGGCCCAGAUCGACCUGUACAUCCUUGGCCAAGCCGACCACUUUAUUGGCAACUGUGUCUCCUCCUUCACCGCGUUCGUGAAACGAGAACGAGACCUCCAGGGUAGGCCGUCCUCUUUCUUUGGCAUGGACAGGCCCCCGCAGCUGCGGGACGAGUUCUGACCCUGGCUGGAGCGCAUCGCCAGUCCCCGCCGCUCCCUCCAGCCAGCCUGGCAGCCAGAGCACCUCCCAGGAUUGAUCCCCAAAAGGGCAAGCUUCUCUUUUCGGCUGCCAAGGACAGAAAAAAGUACCCAGGACUUCCUGAAGGAGGAAGAUGGUCCAACUUCCAGGGUACAGGACUUCCAAGCUCUUAGGGGCCAGACCAUCUCCCCUGCUUCUGUGCUUCCUGGCUGUUUCUCCUGGGAGUUUCUCAUACCAGCAAAGCGGUCUGUCCACUGUGUUUUGGUCUACCCUGCACUGAGCAGUCUGGGAUGCUGACUUCUCUUCAAAGAGAUUAUAUAUACACCAAGAGGGAGAUUUUUAUAGUUUUUGUACAAAGUCAUGACUAACCUAGAACUCUCCUUCAUUUUAAGAAAAUCGGAGUUCAUUAACAUAGGUACCUAAAGUGACCUUAACUGAAUGUAGAUGAGGCCAGGGGUGGGACAGGGGUGUUUACCACUUCUCCGUAUGACCUCCAGACUCAUCCCCACUGCCUGGCCAGAGCCACUGUGGACCCCAGCUCUUGGUCCCUUUUCAGGGUUUGAGGCAUGAACACUGUCCUUCAUUGUAAACACUAUGCAAAUAGAAGGUCUCCGUCAUGGUGCCCUACAGAGCUCCACAGACGGCCUAGUGCUGCUCACACAGCACACUCCCUGCAAGGAGCACAUGCCGUCAAGCCAGACUGUCACGGCCCUGGUCUUAGAACCUCUUGGUAGUUGGUGGGCUACCACUAACCUGGCACCAUCAGGAUCUUAGAACACAUCACCAGGGGCCAGGGCUCACUGGCCUGACGGGAUCCUUCCGAAGGCUGCCGCCUCCUCUUCUGAUCUCUUGUCUCAGGGGCCCGGUUGUAGAAUUUUUCCAUUAAGUUGGUAUCCAUGGCCUGUCCUCCCAGCCUUUCGCCUGCAGCUGGAGCCCUCAGACUAUAUUCUCACAAGGGAGUAUUUGCUAAGCCUCUGACCAGACAAGAUGCCUCAGACCAGGAGUCACUGGAGUCCCAGUUUGGAAGGAACUUUUGCCCCUUUCUAUCCAGUGUAAUCUCUGAUCCCAUGAGGUUUACUCGUUUCUUUUUCUCUCAGAUGCUGUGGUUGUAAUAAUCCAUGACUCCUGUGAGUCUGACUUUUUGGCGUUGUGGCUCUAAUUUUCAAGUCUAACACCUGCUCAUUUCUCGCAAUGACGUGACUUCUCUUGGUCUUCGAUCCCAGGCAGGUGGAGGAGACUGUCGUGAGAGCCAGGCCCAGGGCUUCAGUCAGGGACUCUUUCCUUGGGUCACAUUUGAGAAGAGCACUUUUUUCAUCAGGGCAGGCCAGGGCAGAGGUUGUGAAGCGGCCACGGUGUCAAACACCAGAGGUGACAUUUAUUGCUUAGAGCUGCUGCCCAACUCUAAGCAGGAAGAACUGAAGAGAAAAGGCUUUUACAUUUUCCCUCUUGGGGAAACAGUGAAAUGUUUUACGUCCUAAGUGGACUCUGAGAGAUGGUUUAUCUAUUCAGACUUGCCCACUAGCCUUAUUCAGAGACACGGAGCCUGUGUGCCCGUGCCUCCGUUAGCUGCUUAGGAAAGUGUAGCUCACUGGCUGAUUUCCUUUGCUGGAUUCAUUUGCCCAUCACAGCUACGCAUUAGGCACAUGCGUUAGAGCCUGGGCUCUAAGGGGCCUUCCAGAUCAUGCUGAUUAGCAUCAGCUGUAAUAAUAGCUGUUUCCGGGGGAGAGGGCACCAGAGUUGUAGUCAGAUUCAGUGUGUUCUGUACACAAGCAUGUUAUUCCUCUUUGACCCAGUUCUCUCACCUAUAAAAUGGUGAUAAAAGUGGCUGGGUUGUUGAAGGGCUCAAAUCAGAUAAAGCAUGUAAAGGAGCACAUUGUAAACUUGAAAGAGACAAAGGCACCUUGGUGACGGUUGAUUAUUUUGACUGCUUCUUGCCACACACCUACUCUGCAGGCGCUGUGCUUGUUCGGUGAUUUAUGGGCAGGUUCUGAUUUAGUCCUCCCCUGGACCCAGCCCGGCCCUGGGAAGUAGAAACUACUGUUAUUAUCCUCUUCCUGCACAAGGCAAAACUAAUUACCAGAAAGUCCUCCGUUUUCCCAAGGCCACACAGCUGGUGGCAGUAAGCCAGCAUCUGACCUCCCAAAGCCAGUGCUGGCAGCCACCAUGCUCUGCUGCCCACAGUUCACAGCACACCCUUUACUCCCAGGGGCCUCUGCUGUGGGUUGGCUGCUGCCAGGAGGGUUCGGGGAGGGGGAGAUCGCCCAAAAAACAGGCAGCCACGUGAAGCUCAUAGUCCCCUUGGCUAGUUAUUCCACAUCCUUUCAGUAACAGGUAUUUAUUGAUCAACUACUAUGUGCCAGGCUCUGUGCUAGGUACUAGGGUUUCAGCAGGGAAUCAGAUACAAAAGUCUUUGUUCUCAAGGAAUUUGCAUUCUAGUAAGUGGGCAGCACAGUAAGGAAGUGUACUGUGGGGGUUGCUGACUAAGUGCUGUGAAGGAAAAUAAAGGGCAUGAGGGUGACGAGGGGGAGCAGUGCUGUGUUAGGUACAGAGCGCAGCUAAGGCCUCUGAAGCCG
Molecule: messenger RNA, 3800 nt
Organism: Pteronotus mesoamericanus
Lineage: Eukaryota; Metazoa; Chordata; Mammalia; Chiroptera; Mormoopidae
Gene: POFUT1
Product: protein O-fucosyltransferase 1
Exons: 7
Coding region: 34-1209 (391 amino acids)
Biological process (GO): Notch signaling pathway; regulation of Notch signaling pathway; protein O-linked glycosylation via fucose
Cellular component (GO): endoplasmic reticulum
Molecular function (GO): peptide-O-fucosyltransferase activity
Source: RefSeq, a predicted model, not a curated record